Molecule: messenger RNA, 1935 nt
Organism: Xylaria bambusicola
Lineage: Eukaryota; Fungi; Ascomycota; Sordariomycetes; Xylariales; Xylariaceae
Product: HNRNP arginine N-methyltransferase
Exons: 6
Coding region: 261-1298 (345 amino acids)
Biological process (GO): peptidyl-arginine methylation
Cellular component (GO): nucleus
Molecular function (GO): protein-arginine N-methyltransferase activity
Source: RefSeq, a predicted model, not a curated record
UGAAACGAUUAGAUAGACUCGAUAGAUAAUGCCGGCCCAAACCCACCCUUGCACCAUGAAUUUCCUGUUUAGUGCGGCAGAGAGUCGACUGGUCCCUGAUUCGAUUCAAGCCUGAGAGACAAGGGGAAAAUUUAUUUCGGAGCCUUUCGUAGCCUCUCGUAUCUUUCGGCCUCAGAAACUGGGCAACAAGCACUCAUUCUCCCAUUCAACUUGCCCCAGCUUUCUUUGGUCCGCCUGCGAACUGCUGCAUAUUGCCCACCAUGGCUGCCGACAAGAUGGAUGUCGAGGUCGCUGAGACGGCGCUCAAGAACAUGGCUCAUUCCGAGCAGCACUACUUCAACAGUUAUAAUCACCAUGGCAUUCACGAGGAGAUGUUGAAAGAUGAAGUGCGCACUAGGUCAUACAUGAAUGCGAUUGUUCAAAACAAGCACCUUUUUAAGGACAAAGUCGUCCUCGACGUCGGCUGUGGCACUGCUAUCCUCUCCAUGUUUGCAGUAAAGGCUGGGGCCAAGCAUGUCAUCGGUGUUGAUAUGUCAACUAUCAUCUUCAAGGCCAAGGAAAUUGUCAAAGUCAAUGGAAUGGAAGACAAGAUCACCCUCAUCCAGGGCAAGAUGGAGGAGAUCGAGCUACCGUUCCCCAAGGUUGACAUCAUAAUCUCUGAGUGGAUGGGCUACUUCCUGCUAUAUGAGAGCAUGCUUGACACCGUCCUAUACGCCAGAGACAAGUACCUCGAAAAGGAUGGCUUGAUUUUCCCAGACAAGGCUACCAUAUUCGUAUGCGGUAUUGAGGAUGGUGAUUAUAAGGAUGAGAAGAUUGGAUUCUGGGAUAAUGUCUAUGGGUUCGAUUACUCGCCGUUGAAAGAGACUGCUCUGUCCGAGCCCCUUGUCGACACUGUCGAGGUCAAAGCAGCUGUCACGGACCCGGCGUCUGUGAUUACGCUAGACCUGUACACCUGCACAACUGCCGAUCUUGCUUUUUCGAUACCCUUCAGCCUGAAAUGUCGGCGUGACGAUUUCGUACACGCUCUUGUGGCAUGGUUCGAUAUCGACUUCACUGCGUGCCACAAGCCGAUUCGCUUUUCCACUGGUCCUCACACCAAAUACACACACUGGAAACAGACCGUCUUCUACAUCCAGGAAGUUCUGACGGUCCAGCAAGACGAGGAAAUUACAUGCAAUCUGGUAGUGAAGCCUAACGAAAAGAAUCGCCGAGACCUCGACAUUCAGAUCGACUAUAAACUCGAGACACAAGAACCCACUCGCCAGGCUAACGGUUCAUGCACCUACAAGAUGUGCUAAGCUGCUCAAAAGCACAAAUCAGAGUAUUGACGCUCGGUCAAGCUAUUUGAACGUAACAUGUGGACGCCGCCAAGAUAGCAUUGCCUCCCUGAGGAAUGCAAGCAGGUAUAGCACGCAUCCUAAGACACAAAGAAGGUAUCUUCAGUCCUGUUGCGUCGCAAAAUAGCAUGUCGCAUCCAGGUACCUGCGAACAUCUUGAGACGGGGCCAAAUACACGUUUUAUCCGCCUUUUUUACGACAUAGAUAUCUGAAGAAAGCUACGGGUGAUGACUAACGAGAAUCUGUAUAAGUUCAUAUAUAGUAAAGAGCUUACCAUAUGCAUCAGCAUUAAUAAUAUUAUGCUAUAGUGCGUAUAAAGUACGAUGUCCGGACCAUGGCUUCUAUAUUUUGAUACUGCUGGUGGUCCCCGUGAUUGUUGCAAUUAUCAAGUUGCCCAUCAAGCAGUAUUUUGCUUGGACUUUUGGUAAAGCUUCAGUAUUAUAAUAUGAGCUGGACAAUACCUACGUAGAUAACUAGGCUGAACGCCUUUCUACAUAGACCAAAUAUGGAAGAGAAAGCCCUUAGAGAUGCGAGGGGUAUGACAACUAGAAAUGCAUGUGAUGGUGGGGUCAAUUAGCUAGGUUAGGUCGAUUGGUCU